UCUCGGAGUCCAUUUUGUCUGCAACUGCAUGAAUGACUUCAUCUUACUUAUAUUUACCUUCCAUGUAUCUCGAAGAUGAUUGAUGUGAGGACAACGAGAGCACAAUGACCCUCGAACUUUAUCAUGAAUGUCGCGAUCGGGUCUCCACUCGGCGAAAUAUGCUCUACAUUGCAAGUGGCGGCGCUCAUCAAGACAUAUCCAAAGCUUCUCUUUCGUUGGUCAUGGGAAAGCAAUGCUGGUUCCACAUGCUCCACCAAGGAAUCGCACUGUGUCUUGUCAAUGCUGAUCCGAGACCGUCUUUGACCGCGAACUCCCCCCUCUCUCGUUCAGCCGGCGUCAUGUCGCAGGGCCUCACGGGGCAAAACGCAGCCGUUCCUAUCCUCUCUGUCUCGAUACAAGGAAUCAGCUAUGGAUUCGCAAGCUGUCUAUUUGUUGCAACAGCGUGGACGUUCCUAUCCCGACGCAGCACGAAGGUCGACCGCGUGAUGCUCGGGUUGGCGAUAGUCCUCUGGAUUUUGCCCACUAUCCAGGUCACCAUCGGUGUCUUCGACACUAUCAUUGCUUUUGUAGACCAUGCACAAGGUCCAUCUGGACCGGAAGACUACCUAUCCGCCCAACAGGGUCCAACAUUUCUGGUCGAUGUUGGGAUGUAUGCGUUAUCAACACUCAUUGGAGACGCUGUGGUGAUCUACAGAUGCUACACAGUCUGGCAGACUUGGACCGUCAUCGUUCUCCCGUGUCUCGCGUAUCUUGGAUCGUUAGGAAGCAUAUUCUACAACGCUUAUUCAUUCACUCACCAAAUCGUUAGCGGAGAGCGGAUCAUCUUCGUCUACUCGUUCACACUCGCAGCGAACGCUACAGCAACAGCCGCGCUAGCGUACCGGAUAUGGGUGGUAGAUCGCAGGUCCGGCAGGUUACAAACACUGUCAUCCUUCCGUACUCUGCGCCCGAUUCGCAUCGUCGUCAUCGAAUCUGGGGCGCUCUACACCUCCCUACUUAUCGUUCUUUUGGUUUCGGCCAUCCGCGCCUUGGGCGUGGUGUACAUCUUGACUGCCAUCAUGUCGCCCAUGGUAUCGAUCAUCUUCAACAUCAUAUUCAUACGCGUCCGGCUGUUGCGGGAUUCCGCAGUUGCACGGUGGAACAAUCCUGACACCCAUCAGCUUAGUGCUCUGGACUUCGCACACAGCUCGUCACAAGGGGCCCCGGACUCGCUCGAAACAGACAGGACUCGAAUUACCAAACCUAGAGGUUUCUCGCAUUCUGACGUCAAUUUCGGAGUGCAACCCAGCAAUGAUAACUCCCGACCAUCUACAUAGGGUUCUGAACGCGUAUGAUUCUUGUUCUAAGCUGACACUUUGUACGAAUGUUUUGAUGAACCGAUGUUCCAUGCUGUAUGCGGUGACACCAGAUGGUUCAUGUCGCUUCGGAAUUUAUGACGAUGAUUAUCGUUGGUCGUCUGUAGCCAGCG
Molecule: messenger RNA, 1468 nt
Organism: Laetiporus sulphureus 93-53
Lineage: Eukaryota; Fungi; Basidiomycota; Agaricomycetes; Polyporales; Laetiporaceae
Exons: 9
Coding region: 105-1316 (403 amino acids)
Source: RefSeq, a predicted model, not a curated record